Messenger RNA from Coccinella septempunctata (seven-spotted ladybird), 1128 nucleotides. It is a transcript of the gene RpII33, whose product is annotated as DNA-directed RNA polymerase II subunit RPB3. Lineage: Eukaryota; Metazoa; Arthropoda; Insecta; Coleoptera; Coccinellidae. The transcript has 5 exons. The coding region runs from base 116 to 940 and encodes 274 amino acids. Gene Ontology annotation, molecular function: DNA binding; protein dimerization activity; DNA-directed RNA polymerase activity. The record is from RefSeq and is a predicted model, not a curated record. Gene Ontology annotation, biological process: DNA-templated transcription. Gene Ontology annotation, cellular component: RNA polymerase II, core complex.
UUUGGGAUGUCAGUUGUGAUUGUGAAGAGUUUACGAUUAGUGUGCUUUUAUUUGACUGUAUUCAAAAUUGAAAUAAACUGAAAUAGUAAACUAAUUUAUUACAUACUAAAUCAUCAUGCCUUAUGCUAAUCAACCUUCAGUUCAUAUCACCGAUUUAACAGAUGAAAAUGUGAAAUUCCACAUAGAGGAUACAGAUUUAAGUGUUGCGAAUAGUAUUCGUCGAGUUCUCAUUGCAGAAACUCCAACAAUGGCAAUAGACUGGGUAAAAUUAGAAGCUAAUUCAACUGUUCUAAGUGAUGAAUUUUUGGCACAUCGGUUGGGUCUUAUUCCAUUAAUUUCUGAUUAUGUCGUCCAACGUUUGCAGUAUCCAAGAGACUGCGUCUGUUCAGAUUUUUGUAAAGAGUGUAGCGUAGAAUUCACACUUGAUGUAAAAUGCACAGAUGACCAAACACGCUUGGUAACAACUGCUGAUCUGAAAAGUAGUGAUCCUCGGGUAAUUCCAGCAACGUCCAAACACCGAGAUGAAGAAUCCACUGAAUAUGGUGAAUCUGAUGAGAUAUUGUUGAUAAAAUUACGUAAAGGCCAAGAAUUGAAGUUGAGAGCUUAUGCUAAAAAAGGUUUUGGAAAGGAGCAUGCCAAAUGGAACCCCACGGCAGGAGUAGCCUUUGAAUAUGACCCUGAUAAUGCAAUGCGUCAUACAUUGUACCCAAAGCCUGAUGAGUGGCCAAAAAGUGAAUACAGUGAAUUGGAUGAAGAUCAAUAUGAAGCUCCUUUCAACUGGGAAUUGAAGCCUAAUAAAUUCUAUUUCAAUGUUGAAUCUUGUGGAUCAUUGAAACCUGAAAAUAUAGUAACCAUGGGGGUAGAAAUGUUGAGAGAGAAACUUUCAAAUCUACAAACACAGCUGAGAUUAGAAAUUGAAAAUGAUGCAUUAGCUAUAUAAGAAUUUUUUGCAACAUGUGUGGGAAGAUUCCUUGCGCUAAGUUUCCUCUAUCAUCUUGUCCUAAGGACAAAUUCAUUUCAAAUGUUUCUACAAAAAGCACUUAUAAAAACUUUUUGUGUUUUUCAAACUGUAAUCUUUGGAAUGUGUAUUGUUUGAAUUUCAAAUAAAGUUUAUUAUUUUCAUCUUCA